CAAACGAGUAUGUAAAAAGCACGCUGCGAGGACAGUUGCGACAGGCGACAGAUACCCAGAGCGUGGUAUGACAGAGAGGGGACACAGGUGUGCGGAUGAUGCCUGAGGUUUCCUCCCGUUUUUAACCGGCAGUGGUGUAAUACUCUUUUCCCGUAUGUGUAAACACUGAUGAGCACAUUACGCACGUGCGGACCUCCGAUACAGCUGCUGUAAGGAAGGGGAUGCACAUUGGACUUUGAUCAAACUUGGCUGGCUGAGGGAUGUGCAGAAGUAUAAAGUAGGUGUGUGUGUUGGUGUGCAUGCAUGGGCGUGCAUGCUGUGACUCACUCCUGUGGAAGCAUACCUGAGGUGGUGUAGAGGGCCCUGUACGGUUCAAGGCUGGACCACUACGUCUUCUAAAGGUCUUCCCGAUGUGGCAGAUGUGGAAUUAGAGCACUAUGUUGGAGCCCUCAGAGCCCAGCCAGGAGGUUGCAGAGUGGCUGUCCACCCUCCGCCUGUCCCAGUAUACCUCAUGUUUCAGAAAGGGAGGAUACCAAGCUCUGAAAGACUGCAAGCACCUCACAGAUGAGCGUCUCCUGGAGCUUAAAGUGCUCCCAACAGGCCAUCGGAGGCGCAUCCUCCGCAGUUUGGAAGCUAUAGGGGUGAAGCCUCAGAGUGGUGGAGAGGAUGAAGAAGAAGAAGAGGGAGGAGUAAAGAACAGGAGACGCCAGAAGAAGCCGGUGCCCCACCCGAGACAUAUCUUCUUAAAGGACAGAAAGAGGGGGACUUCAUGUCAGCACCAUCAGCCAAAGGAGAGGACGGAGCAUGGCUCAGAGGGGAGUCACACUUUGCCUCCAGGGGCAAGACUGGGAACAGAAACUGAGGACAGAUAUAUCCGGCCGCCCCAACCGGCCCCACGCGAUCCCCAGAACAUCCGUACGAGCAUGUCUGCACCUACCUGCAUCCCUCCAUCUGUGACCUCCAGCAGCAGCAGUGAGUCCCUCUGCAUUUCAGAAAUGCCUUCAGACUGGGAGAUUUCCUCAGAGGACCCGUCACUGUCCAGCACCGACUCUUUCCCCUGUUCUGCUGAAAUACCCCACCCAACGGUGACUGAGGAACAUGGGGGUCUUCAAUGUGAAAUGGUGGAAAACUCCAUCUAUGAGGCACAGCCCUGUUUUAAGGCUUCUGCAGGUCCACGUCUCACUCGCUCCUACAGGCUGAGGCACCGGCCCGUUCCUGAGAUCCCGACUCAGAUCUUACCGCCAUUGCUGGACAGGAGCACACUGCCAAUGCAAGCAACCAGCCCUGAACACCUAACUGGCUGCGAAGGUCCCACCGGUGCAAACGGCAUACAGAAAGCUUCACUUCAAAGAACCUUGAUGCCUAUUGCUCCCUACGGAGAAACGUUCCUGUACAACAACCCUGAAAGCGCUCCGGACCAAGGUGCUAAAGAAGGGCAACAGAAAGGAUUUAAGGACAAGAUAAAGCAGAAGAAACAGAGAAAAAAGACACCUAAACAGAGAGAGUCAAAGGAAGAAGAUUCUCCACCAGCUCCUCCAGCUAUCCCAGACCCCUACAAAGAUGAGUAUUCGACAGUGGAUGAGUGUGCCAGCAUUUUACCGCGAGCCAUUUUGGACCAAAGUUUUGCCGCGACCCCUGAAACCCUCGCUGUCGGCCCAGCUGCCUCCGGCCCCACGGAUGGAUCCAUGAUCAUGGUGGAGUGUGACCUCUACUCGGAGCCCGCAGAAGCUCUGGGCAGCGUGAGCAGAAAUGCUUUGCCUGACAUUUCCCCUUAUGCGUGCUUCUACGGAGCCCCCAAACACCAAGUGCUCAAAGUAGGCUGGCUGGACAAACUGUCGCCUCAGGGAAAGUGUGUUUUUCAACGGAGGUGGGUGCGUUUCGACGGCGAGAGUCUGGCCUACUACAACAAUGACAAGGAGAUGUACUCCAAAGGUAUGAUCCUGGCCAGUGCUAUCAGACAGGUGCGAGGACUGGGUGACAACAAGUUUGAGGUAGUCACCUCCCUUCGGACUUUCAUAUUCCGGGCAGAGAGAGAAGGGGAGCGCCAGGAGUGGAUGGAAACUCUUCAGACGGCCAUGCGCCCCCCCGCCUGCGGCUCCCAGAAGCCCUCCGACAGCCUCUCUUACCCCUCCUCCACAAACAAGCGAGGCUUGCUGGAGCUCCGCGGUUACAAAGGCAGAGUGCUGGUGUCCCUGGCGGGGAGUAAAGUCAGGCUCUGCAAAACAGAACAGGACUAUAAAGCGGGACUGGCUAUUGCUGAAGUGGAACUGACUGCUGCCAAUAUUAGAGACAUGGACCGCAGGGGCUUUGAAAUCAACACACCAUUCAAGAACUUCUGCUUCACGGCCGAGUCAGAACGGGAGAAGGAGAAGUGGAUUGAAGCGGUCCAAGAAUCGAUCGCAGAGACACUCUCCGACUAUGAAGUGGCAGAGAAGAUCUGGUUCAACGAGGCCAACAGGAGCUGUGCCGACUGUCACGCCCCGCGGCCGGAGUGGGCCUCCGUCAAUCUGGGUGUGGUCAUCUGUAAGAAAUGUGCAGGACAGCACCGCUCCCUCGGCCCAAGUAUUUCCAAGGUGCGGAGCUUGAAGUUGGACAGCAGCAUCUGGAGCAACGAGCUAGUGGAGCUCUUCUUGGAGGUGGGGAACAAGAAUGCUAACAGUUUCUGGGCGGCUAAUCUUCCCUUGGAGGAGGACCUGCACAGUGGGGCGUCGGCAGAGCAGCGUGCCACAUUCAUCCGCAGGAAGUACAGGGAGAGGAAGUACCGCAGGGUCCUGGAGGGCUUUCAUGACCUGGAGCAGCUCAACCAGGGGCUGUGCGCAGCUGCGGUGUCGCCUGAUGUGCUGCAGACCAUGGCGCUGGUCUUCAGCGGGGCAGAUGUUAUGUGUGCCACUGGAGAUCCAACCUACUCCACCCCCUAUCUCUUGGCUCAACGUGCUGGACAGAAGCUACAGAUGGAGUUCCUGCAUCAGAAUAAACUAUCUGAUUUCCCCCGACUCGAGCAGUGGUCGGAGAACCCCUCCCUGUCUGAUGCUUCCCUCUUCAUGGAUGGCUUCCUCUACAUCUCCUCUGGCCCCGCCAAGUCGACAUUGGACCGCCGCGGAAGAGAUGACAUGGUACGUCGGUGGUGUACCUUGGAGGGCGGCUUCCUGAGUUACUAUGAGAGCGAGCGAAGUCCAUCGGCCAUCGGCAGGGUGGAUGUUGCCAUGGUGGUUAGCCUGGCUGUCAGCAACACAGAGACAAUGACUGGAGCUGGGGCUGUGUUUACUGUAGAGCUGUACCUGCAGACAGAGCGAGUGCUGAUUGUCGGAGCUGAAACACAGGAAACGCAGCAUGACUGGAUCCAGGCACUAACAAAGUGUUUCGUCCCGUCUAAAGUCGAGGGACUGGUGCAGAAAGACAGCGAGCUGAUUGGCAGACUCCACUACAAAGAGGGCCAUGACCUGUACCACUGGAGGAUGGGCUGGUUUAUGCUGGAAGGCUCUGCCCUGCACUUCAGCUCGGGAGAAGAGGAGGGAGAGGAGGAAGUCCUUCAACUUAAACAGCUACAGGAGCUCACUGUCUCCACGCAUACCGAGGGUGAGGACAAGAUCCAGGUCCUGCUGAUGGUGGAGGGUGGAAGAACAGUUUACAUCCAUGGCUUCACCAAGACUGACUUCACACUGUGGCACUCCGCCAUCACUCUGGCUGCCGGCACAGAUGGCAAGGCCCUAAGUGACCAACAGCUGACUAAAAAUGGAGUCCCCAUUAUAGUCGACAGUUGCAUUGCUUUUGUCACUCAGUAUGGUUUGUGCCAGGAGGGGGUCUACCAGAGGCCUGGGGACCCUGGUCGAGUCUCCCUGCUUCUUCAGGAUUUCACCCACAACGCCCGCAACGUGAAGCUAAGGGAGAAGGAGCACCAGCUGGAGGACGUGACGGACACCCUGAAGAGCUUCUUAUCCCAAGCAGAGGACGCGCUGCUGACCAAGGAACUCUAUCCGUACUGGGUGUCGGCUCUAGAUGAGAAGGACGAGAGGCAGCGAGUGAAGAAGUACUCCACUUUCAUCGAGAGUUUGCCAAAGAUUAACAGGUCUACCCUCGAAGCUCUGCUGCAACAUCUGUACAGGAUUCAGCAGUGCUCCCACCUCAACCACAUGCCGAGCGAAAAACUGGCCUCGGUCUUCUCCUCCUGCUUGUUCCAGACCCGCGGACAAACCCCACAGGAAAUUAACGUGGUCCACGACCUCAUCAACAACUACAUUACACUCUUCAGUGUCAAUGAAGACCAGGUGCAACAGAUGGAGAGAGAGAAUAGUUUCAUCACACGCUGGAACGAAAAGAAGGACACCACAUUCUCUCCAGCUGGGGACUUGAUCUUCGAGGUGUAUCUGGAAAAGAGACAGCCGGAGAACUGCUGUUUAAUCAAGGUCUCUCCCAGCAUGAGGUCGACGGAGCUCGCAGAAACUGCGCUGAGCAUGAGGAACGUCGCCUUUAACGCCGAUGACUUCUGGACCACCUUUGAAGUCAUUGAGAACGGAGAGCUGGAACGACCAUUACACCACAGUGAGAAGAUUCUUGAGCAGGUGUUGGAGUGGAGUACCUUGGACUGCCCUAGCUCUGCUUUUCUUGUUAUAAAGAAAUUUGCAGGGGCCAAAAGAGCACAUGGGGGAGCACACCACAGGCAGUUUAUAAAAGGUGACUAUCUGAAAUUCAGCGAUGGAUCCUCCAAACUGCUGUCGGGGCACAAAUUCCAGGACAAAUAUGUUGUACUACGUGCAGAGAAGCUGCUGCUCUACAGAGAUAUCAAAAGCACUAAAGCAGAGAAAGCGAUCCAGCUCAAGUCUGUGAAAUGUUACCUAGGCCUGAAGAGAAAGCUCAAACCUCCAACCAGUUGGGGCUUCACAGUCUACGCUGAUAAACAACAGUGGCAUUUGUGCUGUGAAAAGAAGGAGGCGCAGGUCAGCUGGGUGACGGACAUAAUCAGGAUGAAGUACGGUUCUGACCUCUGUUCAAACACCGAUAACUUAAAAGAAGCUGCAGAUCACAAAUCCUCCAGAAGGGGAGCUGUGACUGAGGUCCCCAAGAUUCCACCACACAACCAUAAUUCCAGCAAACAGCUGACCAACAAGAGGGCUUCUCUUGGUGGUGGCAACCAGGGGACCAACAUGGAUGUUGGCGUCCCUAAGACCAACACCAUAGGCAGCUUCCCAAAGAACAACAACCUGCUCAGGGCCCCAGAGGUCCCAUUCAGAAGACCUUCUCUGGAUGUUAGCCAACCUCCACGGCUCCCUUGCCCGUCCCCGUCCAGACACUCACAGCCCAUGCCUUUGCCUGUUCCUCCCAAGAGUGGCUGCAAAACCACCAACAAGAAACCUGCCCUGGGCAGCGAGGGUAUGAUGCCACCUAAUCUGCUGAAUGAACUGAACUUGGUGCUGAGCAAGACUGGUCGCAGUGCCAAGAAAAAUGACUGGCAGGAAGAGAAGUAAGCAGGAGAAAGAAAGGUAUUCAGAGCGGUCAACUGGAGCGGUAAGCGAAACAUCACAGGGUUGAGUGAUGAGAAGUGUGGAGGCUGACAAUGAAAGACCACACAAUGCAGAUGAAGACUAAGUAAGUUGCUUUCAUGAGGGGGAAUCACAGCCUGAAGACUGCUUUUGAACUUGGAUAUAUAAAGCAAUGCCGAUGCACAAGGGGAUGUGGAAAACAGGUGCAGGAGACACUGGAGGUCAUGCAGACCUCAGCUGGACAUGGCGCUGACCCAAGCACUACAAAAUGAUUUAUAUACCGCUCUUCUAAAGUCCGAGAAUGUUACAAAAAUAUUUCCAGCUGUCAAACCCCAGAAAUUUCCAGAAAUACUCCAAACUGCUUGCUUCAUGCUUUUAUGUUUCCAGUUACUUUGAAAAGGCUGUUAUGUCCACAUCUGAAAGUACUGUGGUUAUUUCAAUCUUCAGUGUAACAUUUAGCUGUUUCCUUGGUAGCACUUUUACUACAAAAGCUGUUCAAUUUUGCACACAUUGAGUAGCAGUCUGGGUGGCACAGUGGUGCAGUGGGUAGCACUGUCAUCCCACAGCAAAAAGGUUCUGGAUUCGAGCCUCAGUUCGCCCAGGGCUUCUCCCUCUUCUCUCCAGGUACUCCGGCUUCCUCCCACAGUCCAAAGACAUGUACAUUAGGUUACUUGGUGGCUCUAAAUUUCCCGUGGGUGUGAAUGUGAGUGUGAAUGGUUGUUUGUCUAAAUGUGUUGGCCCUGCGAUGGACUGGCGAGCUGUCCAGUGUGUACCCCUCCUCUUGCACAAUGUCAGCUGGGAUAUGCUCCAGCCCCCCUCCUUCCACUACAACCCUUAACGGAUAAGCGGAGGGAUAAUGAAUGAAUGAAUAGCUAUCCCCCUUACGUUAUUAAUUGUCAGUGAUGGGGUCCGCCAUUUACACAAAGAAUUAAAAUAGUCAUAUGCAAGAAUGCAAAGAAAAUUAUGCAUAUGUGCAUACCCAAUACAAAAAAGAGAGGAGCAAGUUUAGGGCCCACUAACCAAAGUGGUUAAUAUAUAUGUUCAUAGACAUGAGAUAGUGGGCAGUCUCAUGUGUAAGUAUUUAUUUGUAAUUAUUUGUUAAUUUUUUUGUAGCAGUUAUCAUUGUGACCUUAAUCUGUAUGGCCACUAACAGUGUUUUUUUUAGCAUAUCACCCUGUGGCACACCAUCUUAGACAUUGCACUGGCUGCCACCAAAUUUAAUUUUAAUGAACAGUAUGAAUAUAUUAAUAAAGAUUGCAAAAUGCUUUAACAUGCUGUCUUACUUAACAGGUAAAUCUUUAAUGAUACAUUAAUUCUGUUUGCCUAACAUUUUAGUGCAUGUUGUACCUUCAUGUUUAGUUCAGUCACAAUAAUAAAACUAUUUAUGCUAAACAUUAGCCAGUAUCCAAAUUUAGCUAGUUCCUCUGUUUGGUAGGCUUUUUUGCAUACUAUUGGUAAAAGUACACCCCACAAUAUAAGCAGGAGUAAGUGAUAAUUUCCCGAAGACUCACAGUGUUGAGAUUUCUACUUAAUGUCCCUUUUUAAAGAAAUGUUUUUGUUGGUUGAUCAGCAUUGUUGCUGUCAUCAGACACUGAAGACAGUGAAGCAACAAAAUAUCCUUACCAGAAAUACAUAAAAAUUAACAAGGGAAAAAACAUUUUCUUUUUGAUUGAAAAUUUUAAAUGUACAUUAUUUAACAGACUUGAAAUGACUGCAGGUUACCACAGGUGUCACCAUAUCCACUAAAAUGGAUGAUAUUUAGGAUUAUUACUGAAAGAAAGUGUUCAUCAACAAUAUAGUUUGUCUGCCACCUCACACCCCUUUGAAAUGUAAUUAAGUAUACACUGUGUUUAACUAUAUAUGUAAUAUUUCAUGAAAAACCUUAAAUUUAAAGGCAUGUUUGGGCUCUGUCAGUACUUAAUUGAAGGCUUUCACUUAAAAAUCAUUGAUGAAUUGAGAAGAAACUUACUGGUGCAUCCAAUGUGUAGUGCAAAUUAAAAAUGUUCUAUCUUUGCCAAACAUUCUGAAAAUAUGCUAAAAAUUACCUUUCUUGUGCCUUCACAGGAAAAUGCAGAGGGUGGGAAGAUGGUAGAGGUGUCAGUGUGGGAGUGUGUAACAGAAAGAUAGAUACACACAGAAAAUUGAUUUUCUGGGGAAAUUGUAAGUUUUAUACUUUUUAUAGCAAUGAAACUACAACUACACACUGGAUGCAUCAGAUAAUUACAGUUUGUGAAAA
Messenger RNA from Lates calcarifer (barramundi perch), 7713 nucleotides. RefSeq names its product ArfGAP with RhoGAP domain, ankyrin repeat and PH domain 2 (gene arap2). NCBI's taxonomy places the organism in Eukaryota, Metazoa, Chordata, Actinopteri, Centropomidae. The record is from RefSeq and is a predicted model, not a curated record. Gene Ontology annotation, molecular function: GTPase activator activity; electron transfer activity; heme binding. Gene Ontology annotation, biological process: signal transduction.